AUGGCUAGUCCAGCACCCAAUCUCUACAGCUUCCCAAAUACCGAUGAUCUGGCCAAACAACUGAGGCCGUACAUCAUUCGGAACCAGAAUGCCGCACUGAGCCGCCACGAUACCUUCCGAAUUGCCGUGUCCGGUGGUUCUCUCCCAACCAUUCUCGCAAAAGCCCUUCUGGCUCCGGGAGACGGAACUCCCGACGAUACCGCUCAGUUUUCCAAAUGGCACAUCUUCUUCGCUGACGAACGCGCGGUGCCUCUCGACCACGAAGAUAGCAACUACCGCCUGUUGAAGGAUGAACUGUUAAGCAAAAUCCCGGUUGAAUUGGGCGCUCCGAAAGUGCACCCUAUCGACCCUGCCCAUGUCGACGACGAGGAUCCCCAGGAGCUAGCAGAUCUGUACCAGGAGGAGCUAAUGCGCAUCUUCGCCUCCAAAGACAGCGUCAAAUUGCCCGUCUUCGAUCUUAUUCUCCUGGGAUGCGGCCCUGAUGGUCACACCUGCAGUCUUUUCCCCGGUCAUGAGUUGUUGCGUGAAAAGGACUCCUGGGUCGCUCCCAUCAGUGAUUCACCCAAGCCGCCUCCGAAGCGUAUCACUCUCACCUUACCCGUUGUCACGCAUGCUGUGAGCAUCGCCUUUGUCGCUACCGGUGGUGGAAAGAAGGAUAUUAUGAAACAGAUUUUUGAUGCGGAAGAGGGGCGAAGCCUUCCCUCCGCUCUUGUCAACCAAGGCGCUGGGGAGAAAGCGAGCUGGUUCACUGACCACGCUGCUGUGGAUGGAGUGACUUUUCCCCGACGAGGAAGCCUGUAA
This is a messenger RNA of Aspergillus tanneri, 801 nucleotides long. It is a transcript of the gene SOL1, whose product is annotated as 6-phosphogluconolactonase. Gene Ontology annotation, biological process: pentose-phosphate shunt; carbohydrate metabolic process. NCBI's taxonomy places the organism in Eukaryota, Fungi, Ascomycota, Eurotiomycetes, Eurotiales, Aspergillaceae. Gene Ontology annotation, molecular function: 6-phosphogluconolactonase activity. The transcript has a single exon. The record is from RefSeq and is a predicted model, not a curated record. The coding region runs from base 1 to 801 and encodes 266 amino acids.